AUGACAUGGUGCAUUAAGCUGCGUGGCCCACUGUUCCUCUCCAUGUUCAAUCCCGUGGUGUUGGUGGUCUGCGCCGUGCUGGGGUGGGCGUUCCUCGGUGAAAAGAUACACCUCGGUGAUGCGGUCGGAUCGGUGCUUAUCGUGGUCGGCCUCUACCUGGUGCUAUGGGGAAAGGCCAGGGAGGCGCGCGAUCCGCCCCACGUCGAGGAUGGUUGUGGUGCCAGUGUGUGA
Triticum turgidum subsp. durum (durum wheat) is the source of this 231-nucleotide messenger RNA. The record is from the annotation of a GenBank genome assembly. NCBI's taxonomy places the organism in Eukaryota, Viridiplantae, Streptophyta, Magnoliopsida, Poales, Poaceae.